This is a messenger RNA of Rosa rugosa (rugosa rose), 680 nucleotides long. Its product is annotated as zinc finger BED domain-containing protein RICESLEEPER 2-like. NCBI's taxonomy places the organism in Eukaryota, Viridiplantae, Streptophyta, Magnoliopsida, Rosales, Rosaceae. The transcript is spliced from 2 exons. The record is from RefSeq and is a predicted model, not a curated record. The coding region runs from base 20 to 664 and encodes 214 amino acids. Gene Ontology annotation, molecular function: protein dimerization activity.
UCUUGAUGAUGGGGGGGAUAUGAAUGAAAAUGUGGAAGCUAACACAAAGAUUGUGAAGGAUCUCUUGUAUGACCUUUACAAAGUGUAUGAGGAAGAGGGAAGGGAAAGUGGUGUUAGUGAGGUUGUGGGUUCUCAAGUAUCAAGUGAGGGGACAUCUAGUUCAAGUAAGGGUCUAACGGAGUUAGAAAAGAGAUUGAAAGAGAAGGAGCAAAGGAGAAGAGCUAUGAAAGCCGGGAUCGUAAACAACGAUGUGGAUAGAUAUCUUGGAGAUUCUAUUGAAGGAGAUGGUGAAGGCUUUGAUUUGUUGAAUUGGUGGAGGGUAAAUGGAGUUUGUAAAUAUCCUAUAUUGGCCCGCAUUGCAAGGGAUGUUCUAGCCAUUCCGGUGUCAACCAUAGCUUCAGAAUCUUCCUUUAGCACGAGUGGGAGGAUUAUUGAUCCAUACCGUAGCUCCCUAAGUCCUAGAAUGGUGGAGGCUUUGAUAUGUACACAAAAUUGGCUUAGGAGUGAAAAUGUGUAUCUACAUCAUAUGCCUACUGUUGAGGAGAUGGAGUUGUGUGAAGAAGCGGAAAGAGAGAUGCUUAAGAUGCCAUGUGGAGCUGCAGUGGGGAGUAGUCGGAGCGGAAUGUUACCUCCGAAGUCGAAGAAGGCGUCUUUACGAGCUUGAGAUUAUACUAUUGCCC